AUGGACUUCAACGAUCUUCAUCCCUCAGAUGAUUACAGUCACAGGUUUUUUAUCUGGCACGAAUGGAUCCAGGCGAACGGUCCUCUCACUUCGGAGAACGUAUUUGAUUAUUUCGCUACGUCAAUGUUCUAUGACAAGCAGAGCAAUAAUCAAGUUUUGCGCAUGCAGACCAUGCACACGGGCGUACCCAUAGCAAAUGAAUCCGAAGAACUCAAACGUUUUACGGGCAUUGAAUUUGCUCUUGUGCAUGCUCAGCCACCUUCGCUAUUCAUUAUUCACAAAAGAGAGCGAUUAUCCCCUCAGGAAGUUCGCCCUCUUGCUGCUUAUUUUAUCAUGAACAACCGAAUCUAUCGGUCGCCAGACGUCUACGAGGUUCUCUCCAACCGUUUGCUUACUUCCCUAUACGCUUUGCAGUCCUCUCUAGAUAUACUGCGUAUCAACCGACCUGACUAUACCCCUCGCACGGGAUUUAUCUGGCCAAUCACGGAACAGGCCAUUUCUGACGAUACUAGCAAAAAAUGGGGCGCAGAGGAUUCUGCAACUGCUGCAGGCGAGACGGAGAUCUCUCAGACGUCACAGUCGGAGAGUCAAAAACCCACUUCAAACGCCAGUGGACCAAAAAAGCAACAGAACAAUAUGUUGAUGUAUAACGCAAUGAGGUCUACUGCGUUUCACUCAAAAAUUUCCUUUUCUUCCUCUGCUUCUGUCAGAGAUAGGGAGAGUGUUCCCCCCGAGUCCCUGGGAAUACGCUCCUCAGCUACACCUGCACCUACGGCGACCAGGGCCGCGACCCCAGCCAGCGGUCCCGUACCACAAGAUACACUUCCACCGAAAGGUGCGCCUGGUGCGGGUAAAAAGAAGAAAAAACGUACGUGUCAAUCGAGAUCGAUGUUGUUCCUCGCGCGUUUAUAA
Molecule: messenger RNA, 912 nt
Organism: Suillus bovinus
Lineage: Eukaryota; Fungi; Basidiomycota; Agaricomycetes; Boletales; Suillaceae
Product: MED6-domain-containing protein
Exons: 5
Coding region: 1-912 (303 amino acids)
Biological process (GO): regulation of transcription by RNA polymerase II
Cellular component (GO): mediator complex; core mediator complex
Molecular function (GO): transcription coactivator activity
Source: RefSeq, a predicted model, not a curated record